CGCGCGGGGCGGGCCCCGCGGCUUCCCGGGCUGGUUUCGAGCUCCAGAUGUUUUGUUUGUUUUUUGUUUUUGUUUUUGUUUUUUCAAACGGCUAGGCCCACCCAGGGCUGAGCCCGAAGGGCGCCGAGGCGUUACUGGGGGGCGGGAGCCGUCGCUAGGGCCCUGCGCGCCUGUGGCACGACUGCCGGGCGCCGGGCUGCCAUUUUGUCACCGUGGCUGUUGUCGCUGUGGGGGGCGGGGGGAGCGAAGUCUUGCGCCAUCGCCCCGACGGCCUCCCGCGCGGGAGGCGGCGGGGGGGGGGCUGGCUUUGGGGACCCCCAGUUAUGCUCUGAGCCCCGAUGGGGGUUUCCGCCCCGAGCCAACGGCCUGAGGCUGUGCUGGAGCGUCACGGCGGCCGCGGCGCCGGGAGGACGACGAUCCUCUGUGCAAGUGCCCCCCCACGCGCUCCCUGCCUCCCCCGCCCUCCUCUCCGGGGUUUCGCCGUUCCUCCUGCAGGCAUUCAGACGUAGUUAAAUGUGGCCUUAAGGACGCACCGAUCGCUCUGGUGUUUGCUUUUUCGGCGGAAGUGAUAGAGUGAGGGGAACAUUAAAUAUGAGGUUCUUUCGGCGGGGGUGAGGGGUGUCGCGCGCGCGACUCUAGUGGCCCUGACUGAAGCCAAGGACAGCAGUCUCUUCCCCGGGAGGGAAGAGUUGUCGAUGCGUUGGGAAACGCCCUCCCGGGCUGGGCUCUCCCAGAAGGUCAAAGAACUUGUCCUGGACAACAGUCGGUCGAAUGAAGGCAAACUCGAAGGCCUCACAGAUGAAUUUGAAGAACUGGAAUUCUUAAGUACAAUCAACGUAGGCCUCACCUCAAUCGCAAACUUACCAAAGUUAAACAAACUUAAGAAGCUUGAACUAAGUGAUAACAGAGUCUCAGGGGGCCUGGAAGUAUUGGCAGAAAAGUGUCCGAACCUCACGCAUCUAAAUUUAAGUGGCAACAAAAUUAAAGACCUCAGCACAAUAGAGCCACUGAAAAAGUUAGAAAACCUCAAGAGCUUAGACCUUUUCAAUUGCGAGGUAACCAACCUGAACGACUACCGAGAAAACGUCUUCAAGCUCCUCCCGCAACUCACAUAUCUCGACGGCUAUGACCGGGACGACAAGGAGGCCCCUGACUCGGACGCUGAGGGCUACGUGGAGGGCCUGGAUGACGAGGAGGAGGAUGAGGAUGAGGAGGAAUAUGAUGAAGAUGCUCAGGUAGUGGAAGACGAGGAGGAUGAGGAUGAGGAGGAGGAAGGUGAAGAGGAGGACGUGAGUGGAGAGGAGGAGGAGGAUGAAGAAGGUUAUAAUGAUGGAGAGGUAGACGACGACGAAGAUGAAGAAGAGCUUGGUGAAGAAGAAAGGGGUCAGAAGCGAAAACGAGAACCUGAAGAUGAGGGAGAAGAUGACGACUAAGUGGAAUAACCUAUUUUGAAAAAUUCCUAUUGUGAUUUGACUGUUUUUACCCAUAUCCCCUCCCCCCCUCCAAUCCUGCCCCCUGAAACUUAUUUUUUUCUGAUUGUAACGUUGCUGUGGGAACGAGAGGGGAAAAGUGUACUGGGGGUUGUGGGGGGAGGGAGGGCGGGAGGGGGUGGAAUAAAAUACUAUUUUUACUGCCACUCUUUAUUUUUUCCCCCUACUUUUUCUUUGUGUCCGGUUUUUGUCCCUGUAAAUGCGAUAGCUAAGUACACACUAAGUGAGCAUUUGUUGCUGACUCUCAAAGAGGAUGGUUUGGAGUUCUCUUAACGUCUCCUGGUAUUUCCCAAGUCUCUUGGGUUGGGUGGAAGGCCGUGGCUGGUCUCAGUUGGGUUACUCAACGCCGAGGAGGGGCUGAGCCCCAGCCAUAAUCUUUUGCUUCGGUUCAUAUGAUACCUGCUUUUCUCGGGCCUGCUAGAGGCAUCCAACGCCCUGGUUUGUAAAUAGCAACCUAAAGGCGUAUUUUGGCACUGGUUUGGGGACAUUCCCCAUCUCUCAUCCCUUUUCCCCUUCACAGAUGGUGGUGGGCUUCACUCUACAAAGAGGACUCUGAUGUGACUCUUGAGAGCUUAUGAGCCAGAGAGCUGAAAAGGGCAGGCUUGUGAGUUACAAGGAAAAUGGAUUGAUUUGGUAAUUAUAAUUAAAAGAAAAGAAACAAACCCUCAAACUUCAACUUCUUUAAAAGAAAAAAUAAAAAAAAACUGUCCUAUCUUGUUCUGUAAAAUAUUAGAACGCCUUGUUUUACAAAAAUGAUGAGAGAAUUCUUCCACAUGUACUUCUGUGCUUAGAAAAUUUUUACAGACCUAAGCGCUGGAGACGUUGCUGCAUGUCGGCUGGGUUUUUUUUUUCAUACACCCGAGCACGGAAAAACUAACGCAAAAUUGUAUUUUCUUACCUAGUGGAAAUCUGAAAUGACUGCAAAUUCCUAGUGAAUGUACAGGUUUGCUUUUGUGUCCCUCUUCUGGUUGCUUUAGAAGUGACGUGUAAUUUCUGAACCCAUGUUUCAUCUGUAUAAAAGAACAUCUGCACCAGUUUUCUCCUGCCCCUCAGAAGAGCCAAACUUUGAGUUUUAUGUCUGUUUGUCAUUGAUAAAUUUCAAUAAAUCUUUUUAUACAAUUUUUUUGGGGAUGGCUUCUUUGAGUCCAACAGGCCAUUGAUCUUUUCAAGAUGCAUUCCAGAUGAACUAGGUGAGGGGGGAAACUUCAUUUUUGUUACCUGAUGGAAUAGCUUUUCUUACGAUAUAUAUAUAUAUAAAAUGUGAUACUAAGUUUGGGUACUUUUGGCCUUAAAGCAAGACUCGGUGGUGUGUCAUCAUUAAAAGCUUCAUUUAAAAAAGUUACAGAGUUACUUAAAAAACAAAACAAAACAAAACAAAUAAACAAUCAAGUUAGGCCAACCUUAGAAUCUUGUUUUGAGUAUCUUUCAUUGUUUUGUUUGUGAUAUUGUAAAAAGAAUGUAUGGUUAAAACUCAGGAAUGUAUAAAACAAAUUAUUUC
Messenger RNA from Saimiri boliviensis boliviensis (Bolivian squirrel monkey), 2988 nucleotides. It is a transcript of the gene ANP32A, whose product is annotated as acidic nuclear phosphoprotein 32 family member A. Gene Ontology annotation, cellular component: perinuclear region of cytoplasm; nucleus. Gene Ontology annotation, biological process: nucleocytoplasmic transport; regulation of apoptotic process. NCBI's taxonomy places the organism in Eukaryota, Metazoa, Chordata, Mammalia, Primates, Cebidae. Gene Ontology annotation, molecular function: histone binding. The record is from RefSeq and is a predicted model, not a curated record.